AUGAUCGGGUCUGUCCAAGGUAAUUCUCUAGAAGUUUUAUUGAAUGCGGUGAGUUACCUCCAACAUCAAGACUUUGGUACAAUAUCUUCACAAAACAGUUCAGAGGUGUUCUCAAAGUUAGAGCUUUACUUGAAGAUGUUGGAAAACGAUUCCAAAUUGCUAGAGGCAGAAGUACAAUGCAGAACACAGAAUGCGGUUUUACAUAUCCGGGAGGUGUGUGAUGCACUUGAUUACAUGUGCAAAAACAUGAUUAUUAUGAAAGGGUCGACUACGCCAAAGGACCUCGAAUGCCGUUCAAGGAAGGUGUUUCCCUGUUCCCAAACUAUUGGACCAAGGCCUAUCUUUUUUCCUCCGAUUGUAAGAAGGAGAAUUGCAAUUUCUGAACUUUUGAAUGAGGAUGACGCGUUUGAGACGAAAGAAAGGCAACCUAUAAGAGCAAGGAAAUUCAAAACGAAAAAAAUGGUGGGCAAGAAACGUCACAAGACAUUUCAUCCAAUGGAUGGUAAGCCCUGUCCUCACUGUUCAACUGUUUCCGCAACGCCUGAGUGGCGGUCUGGACCGUACGGGAAUAAUGUGAGAAUCUGUAACGCAUGUGGUCUGUUUUAUCGUAAAUUGAAGCAGAAAUUCGGCUUGAAAAAGGCCAACUUGCUUAUGCAGUACCGACGUAAAAAUUGCCCAAGAGACAGGAACAUGCCGCACUCUGUUGAAGUUUCCAUGGUUUAUAAAAUAACAAAGCAAGAACAUGAAGAAUUUACAGACUAG
This is a messenger RNA of Huiozyma naganishii CBS 8797, 762 nucleotides long. Its product is annotated as GATA-type transcription factor. Gene Ontology annotation, molecular function: zinc ion binding; sequence-specific DNA binding. The transcript has a single exon. The record is from RefSeq and is a predicted model, not a curated record. Gene Ontology annotation, biological process: regulation of DNA-templated transcription. NCBI's taxonomy places the organism in Eukaryota, Fungi, Ascomycota, Saccharomycetes, Saccharomycetales, Saccharomycetaceae. Bases 1 to 762 code for a protein of 253 amino acids.